Messenger RNA from Amphimedon queenslandica, 1963 nucleotides. RefSeq lists its product as uncharacterized. NCBI's taxonomy places the organism in Eukaryota, Metazoa, Porifera, Demospongiae, Haplosclerida, Niphatidae. Bases 145 to 1857 code for a protein of 570 amino acids. Gene Ontology annotation, molecular function: GTP binding. The transcript is spliced from 12 exons. The record is from RefSeq and is a predicted model, not a curated record.
GCUAGAUUCAUUGCCUAAGAAUUCUUGUCUGGUGUCAAACUGAAGAUAGCUCUAAUUUAAAGAGGUCAACUGCUAUUCAAGCACAGCCUUUGAUCUAUAUAUAGACUAGUUAAAGCUCAACUCAACAGUUUGGAAAUUGGAAUCAUGGCAGAGCUAGUACAGUCUAAGUCCACUAAGCCUAAAAAGCCAGAUGGAAAGGUCAAACAAAUUACUGGUGCUUUUUCAAAGGCUGGAAGAGCUCUUGUGAAUGCUCCACGGCACUUGUUAGAUUUGCAAAAAGAUGCAGGUAAAGCUCUUGAGUCUCUAUUGAGGCGAGCCUGGGCACAUCAAAGGGAAUUGAGGAUACUUGUCACUGGAAAGACAGGUCAAGGAAAGUCUACCCUCAUCAAUGGCAUUCUUGGUACUUGUGUUGCUGCUGAAGGAGCUGGUGCUAAGAGAUGUACAACUCAGGUUGAAAUGUUUUCAAAAACCAUCAAAGGAGUACCAGUCAAAGUUUUUGAUUCUCCUGGCUUACAAGAUCGCACAGCAAAUGAAGAGGAGUACAUACAAGGAAUGAGAGAAACAUGCAAAGAGCUUAGUUUAGUCCUCUACUGCACUAAGAUGAUUAACACUCGAUUAACUGAUGAUGACAAGAAUGCUAUGGUUAAGCUAACAAAGGCUUUUGGAGAAGGUUUCUGGAACUAUUCUGUAUUUGUCCUCACUUUUGCUAACCUUGAAAAUGUCACAAGAAAGGAUGACAGAGAUGCUGAUGAGGAAGAACCAGAUGAUGAUGAUGAGGAGGGAUGGAAAGAAUUAGAAAAAAGAAGAUUCAUGAGACGGUUGGAGUUAUGGAAGGAAGAGCUACAAAAUUUCCUCAUCGAUGAAGUUGGAGUGAGCAAAAAGAUUGCUACAAAAAUUCCUGUCAUACCAACUGGAGACAACAAAAAGUCCCGGAAGAACAAAGAGCCUCUUCGUCUUCCUGAUCGCUACAACUGGUUUAAUAAUUUUUGGGAAGCAUGCUGCCUGCGAGUUAAAGAAACACGUCUUUUCCUUCAAAUAAACAGUGAUUGUAUGGUUGCAAAAGAUGAGGGUGAUGAUGAUGAUCCUGAUGAAGAAGAAGAUGAUACUGAAGAGCCUUUUAAAGCCUUGUCACCAGAAGAAGAGAAAAAGGACCUUGAAGAAAAAUUGAAGACAAUUGAAAGAUUCAAAUCUGCUCGUAAUAAUUUCAUACAACUUCAGCAGAAAUCUGAAGAAGAAAGGAAGAUUCCAGAACCUAUAAAACCUAGGCCUUUAUCAAGUUAUCAAGUACCGGUACAACAUGAUCAAACAAAGAAGAAAGAAGUACCAAUUAAGAUGACAAGGACAAGACGUGCUUCAGAACCUGCUGAACCCCCACAGCUAGCAAUUUCAAAUCGUAAUCCAACACCCACAAAUAAGACUCCUCCACCAACUGUUGCCCCAAAACCAGUCCGUCCAAAAAUGAAAGAAAGUAGCUAUGGACUGCCUACUAUUCCAAUGGAUGCCUUAAAGCCAGGGGCCACCUACAAGCCAAUACCUCCUCCACCCCCUCCAAAGUGUUCCCCAACUCCUGCAGUAAUAACAAAAGAAGCAACUCCUCCAUUGCAGUUACAAUCCAUAUCACCAAGUGGAGAAGUUGUUCAGCCAUCAGUUUCUGUUAGUAAAUCUGUUCAGGUCACUAAUCAUCUUGUGGACCAAGAUAUUCACAUUCAUCCCACUCUUGUCAAGGAAGUUGCCGUUGAGACUGUCAGAAGAGGUUUUGGUGAAUAUGUUGCUGAUGCAUGUAGAGCAGCUUUUGAUACCGUGAUUAAAAAACCAUCAAAAUGGUUAGUAGGAUUGUUUAAAAAAAAGAAGAAGUAGCAGCCUAAAAUUAAUGACUAUUAUGAAUUUGCUAGUUUAUGCUAUUAAUUAUUCUUAAUGAUGAGUGCUUUUUUGUUACUUUUAUUUAAAGUAAAUCUAUAAAAAA